UUUUAGUACGCACUGAAUAUAGAUUUCAUAAUUUAAUAUUACGAAUGCAACCAUGUUUGUACUAAAAGUAAUAAGUUUAGUACAAAAACAAACUGUAGAACGCAACGCAGAACAUGAAAGUAAUUUUUGUUUUAAAUAGAAAUAAAUAAAUUUAUAUAAUAAAUAGAAAAUUAUAAAACUAUAAUGAUGGCGCGGCGUGGUGGUAAACGUAUACGUAUGGAUGAUCCACCGCCGGAAUAUGAAGAAGGACUACAAGGAGACCAAUUGAAUGAAAGCAUUUCUGAUGGAGAUAGUCCAACAAAACGUAUGACACGUUUACGUGCAAGAGGUGGCGUUCGCGAUAAACCACCUAUUAUUGAUGAUGACGAGGAUGAUUUCUAUGCACCAGUGGUGCGUAAAAGAAAACAGCCAACACAACGUAAGCCACCAGGCGAAAAACGUGAGCGUGCUGAGCGGCCACGAAAAGAACACGCUGAAAAGGAACAGGAGCGAAUUGAUAUUGAACGCGAUGUUACCACAGAUGAAAAUAGUUUAUAUUUUAUAGUCCGCCAUUCCAAGGCAGCAAUAGCCAGCAUUGUUGACGAUUGGAUAGAACAAUAUAAACAGAAUAGAGAUUCGGCUCUUAUUUCGCUAAUGCAGUUUUUCAUCAACGCUAGUGGUUGCAAAGGAAAAAUAUCAUCUGACAUGCAACAUCCAAUGGAGCACACUGCUGUCAUACGUAAAAUGACUGAAGAGUUUGAUGAGGAAAGUGGUGAAUAUCCUUUAAUAAUGUCGGGUCUGCAAUGGAAAAAGUUCAAAAUGAAUUUUUGUGAUUUUGUGCAAACGCUUGUAAAACAGUGCCAAUACUCCAUAAUAUAUGAUCAAUUUUUAAUGGAUAAUGUUAUAUCACUUUUAACUGGGUUGUCGGACUCUCAAGUGCGAGCCUUUCGUCACACAGCAACAUUAGCAGCCAUGAAGUUGAUGACGGCCCUAGUGGAUGUGGCACUUUUAGUUUCUAAUAAUUUUGACAAUGCGGCUAAGCAGUACGAGGCGGAGAGAGUAAAGUCACGUGAUCGUCGUGCUUCAGACCGUUUAGAGUCCUUAAUGGCAAAGCGUGCUGAAUUGGAAGAAAAUAUGGAUGAAAUAAAGAAUAUGUUAACAUACAUGUUUAAAUCCGUCUUUGUGCACCGUUAUAGAGAUACGUUGCCUGACAUACGUGCAAUUUGUAUGGCGGAAAUUGGGGUUUGGAUGGAAAACUAUCCACAAAACUUUUUAGAUGACUCUUAUCUUAAAUACAUUGGUUGGACUCUUCAUGACAAAGUCGGCGAAGUGCGGUUACGUUGCUUACAGGCGUUAUUACCGCUUUAUGAUAAAAUUGAGUUAAAAGGCAAAUUGGAGUUGUUCACCUCAAAGUUUAAAGAUCGUAUUGUUGCGAUGACACUGGACAAGGAGUUUGAAGUUGCUGUACAUGCAGUCAAACUUGUUAUAAGCAUACUAAAAAUACAUCCUGACAUACUGGCAGAUAAAGAUUGUGAAAUUGUUUACGAACUGGUGUAUUCUUCUCACCGGGGCGUUGCACAAGCUGCUGCAGAAUUUCUUAAUGUACGUCUAUUUCAUUUAACUGCUGAUAUGGAAGAGUCGAAAACCAGACGCGGAAAAUUACGAUUACCCAAUACACCGUUAGUACGCGAUUUAGUACAGUUCUUUAUUGAAUCUGAACUGCAUGAACACGGUGCUUAUUUGGUUGAUUCAUUUAUAGACAGCAAUCCGAUGGUCAAAGAUUGGGAAUGUAUGACGGACUUAUUGUUAGAGGAACCUGGCAUUAAUGAAGAAGUUUUAGAUAACAAACAGGAGUCUACAUUAAUAGAAAUAAUGGUCAGUAGUGUUAAACAAUCAGCAACUGGUGAGGCACCGGUUGGGCGUGCAAGCAAUCGUAAAGUCACACUGAAUUCAAAAGAACUAAAAGCAAUACAGGAUGAAAAAACUAAAUUAACUGAACAUUUUAUUAUAACAUUGCCACCUCUAUUAGAAAAAUAUCAAGCAGACAGUGAGAAAUUGACAAAUUUACUUGCUGUUCCACAAUAUUUCGAAUUAGAUAUUUACACUACAAAUCGACAGGAGGCUAACUUACAAGCAUUAUUAGACAAAAUAAGUUACAUAAUGUCAGUGCAUACAGAUCGUGAGGUACUCGAAGCAUGCUCUAAAACGCUUGAAUAUUUAUGUACAGAGGGUAGUGCUACGUAUACUCGUUGUGAUGUGGCGCGUUCAAAUAUUAUUGAUACAACCGUAAACAAGUAUAAAGAUUCCAUUGACGAUUGGCGUACGAUUAUUGCAGCUACGGACACACCAAAUGAAGAUGAAAUUCACAAUGUGAUUAUAUCAUUGAAAGUUGUAUCUAUAUUAUUUUCAUCACACAACUUAAACCCUUGGAGUUUGUUUGACUCACUAUUUCAAGAUGUGGACGAAAUCCAAUCAAAGAAUAGCGAAGAAGUACAUAUACCUAGUGAAGCAAUUGUGUAUUGCAUAGAA
This is a messenger RNA of Teleopsis dalmanni, 2508 nucleotides long. Its product is annotated as cohesin subunit SA-1-like. The annotation marks the transcript as partial. The transcript has 9 exons. Gene Ontology annotation, molecular function: chromatin binding. Lineage: Eukaryota; Metazoa; Arthropoda; Insecta; Diptera; Diopsidae. The record is from RefSeq and is a predicted model, not a curated record. Gene Ontology annotation, cellular component: chromatin; cohesin complex; nucleus. Gene Ontology annotation, biological process: sister chromatid cohesion.